AUGGUCCGUUCUCGAGUUGCGUUGCUCCUGCUUAUAGAGAUAGGUGUGCACAUUGCUAUUCUCCUAAUAUCAAGUGUUCGCUUCUCUCACCGCGCUCGUCAGCCACCAAUUCUCCUGCGCAGUCUUGAACUUUCGGAGCUAAGAGAAAGAGCGAGGUACGAAUGUCAUUCCAAGAAGACCAGAAGCUCUAACGUGCUAACCUCGAACCGAGCACCAGGACCAGACGCAGACACCGAAAAUCAAACCUCGUCCUUUGCCGAGAACUCUCCGGCGUUCAAGAAGCCUCGACUGGAGAAUUCGCCUGCUAAAGAUUCCAGUAACAGCUUUCGUUCUUUACUCCAACUCGAUGUUAAUAACAACCAUACCUCUACUCCUUCUCCGUCUACUGCGGUUGACGUCGCCCUCUCCUGUCCUCGCCCUAGUCAGUCCAAAGCUGAUGGAGCUGUGUUACAGUGUCCGCUCACUGCUAACAUGUAUAAGGAUCCCAAUUUGCUGCGGAAAGCACACCAGGGCUUGUUGGGCUUCAUCCGUUUGGUUGAGACUCUUCUGAAGGAGAUGGAGGUAGCUGAGGACCGGACACAUAAGGACAGGCGGUCCAAUAUUGUGUUAGUAUAG
Molecule: messenger RNA, 615 nt
Organism: Aspergillus chevalieri
Lineage: Eukaryota; Fungi; Ascomycota; Eurotiomycetes; Eurotiales; Aspergillaceae
Exons: 2
Coding region: 1-615 (204 amino acids)
Source: RefSeq, a predicted model, not a curated record